UGGCAGCACCUUGGUAUUAUUUUGAAAUAUUACAAGCAGAAAUAUUAGAUGUUCUAGGUUGCCCUAUAAACAAACUGAAAGCGUGGUAAAUGGUUGAAACACGAGCUUGCUUAUAAAUAAUAAAAUGUAUUAAUCCGAUUUUAAUGCACCUUGGCAACUCUGAUUCCGCUGCUGGUCGUGAUUUUCGCCAUCUUGGCCACGAAUCUUUCUUUCGUGCCUGCCUGUCAACACGCGCGCAUGCGUUGCUGGAUUCCGAGAAUUUGUGUCAGAGAAUUAUUUUCUGAGAAUUUCUUGCGUUGAAAAGCUAAAAUGCCAAGAAGGAAGUGGGUCCGAAGCAAGUACUCGGUGCACUUGCCCAGGGGCGAAUUCGUCGAAAUAGUUCCCCAAAUGGGCGGCACCGGCGCAGGAGAAAGUGAAUCGUCCGCCGGGUCAGGUCCUCGGAUGACCGUGAACACUCUUUCAGCCAUUUCGCAGCUUCCCAGCAGCACUGAAUAUGAGGCACAUGAGGAGCCAAAGGAGGAUUGCAGCGGGUGCCGUAGUAAAGAUGAGACUGUGAAGAGUACCCGUUUUCAAAAGGAUGCUCCAAAUACAAGCUUGAUAAUGCUUCGCAGUGGAAUCUGCGCCCAUUGUCGUUCAGCGAAGAUCAAAACAAGGAGAAUAAUGAUUAUAGCAUUAAGCAGUGUCCCCAAAAUGCUGGAAAUACACCUAAUAAAGGUAAUGCCGAGUACUUCACGUGGCCACAACUCAUGGAUCCAGAAUAACCCAAAUAUGCUGCCCCCUACUGUCCCAAAGUGGGACAAUCAUAGCUCAGGUUGCAUUAUCAUCUCCAGCGAUGACGAGGAGUUGGCUGGUCAGAAAAAUGUAGCCUUUAGGAAGAGCCACAUGCUGACUACUACAAAAAGGAGUCAUUCAUCUAUGGAGGAACAUCCAAAGGAAGAUCCAAUUUUUCCCAAACUUGAUAAAAACGAUACCAAAGUGAGGGAGAAGCUCAGACUGACUGGCAGUAAUAUACCGCCCAUUGAGCACUCGAUGCACUCCGACGACUUUGUUUUCCAUCAGAACCUGGAUAACAAGAUUGCCGUAAAGACAGUGAUGCCAAAGUUUCUUUCCAAGCUGCAGUCCUCCUUAGUUUGCCAGCCGUCGUCCAGUAAGGAUAAUUCGAACGAGAAUCCAAUGUGGGUUCUUCUGCCGCCCAAAUGCAUUGCUCCGAUGGGCGGGAAUGACAAUGCAAAGAGUCUUAUGCCCGAAUUGCUGCCGCUUCCUUCAACUUCUAAAGCGGCGAAAAAGGAGCCUAUGGAACAGGACUUUCCAACCUGCAGCAAGGAUGUUUCCAAAGGAAAGUGUGGCUCUAGCAGCAAACACAACCUGGCAAAUAAAAAUACUGUGGCAGGAAAAAAGCAGGUCAAAAGGGGUCGUCCAAAAAGCGUUUGGCACAAGGGCAACCUCUGCGAGUGCGCUUUGCGGGAAAUGCAGAACCCAGAACCCUCAAAGGCCGACGUGGAAAGCUGGCGGAGCACCGAGGCGAUCUGCAUGCGCCUAAGGGGCAUCGAUGUGCCGGAUAAAAUUGGUUUACUGGAGGAAACCCCAUCCUUUGAGGACAUUUUCGAUGUUUUGGGUAUCAAAGAGGAGGAUCCCAAAGCGAUUAGCCCCCCUUAAUUUCCCUUAACAAACAAUGAGGAUGCCAUUAUCGAUUCAGAAGACGAAACGUAUCGAAUGGAUAUAAAGUCGA
Molecule: messenger RNA, 1729 nt
Organism: Drosophila gunungcola (fruit fly)
Lineage: Eukaryota; Metazoa; Arthropoda; Insecta; Diptera; Drosophilidae
Source: RefSeq, a predicted model, not a curated record